This is a messenger RNA of Rotaria socialis, 924 nucleotides long. NCBI's taxonomy places the organism in Eukaryota, Metazoa, Rotifera, Eurotatoria, Philodinida, Philodinidae. The record is from the annotation of a GenBank genome assembly.
AUGAAAAGAAAAUCUUCAAAACGUCGUUGUACUAGACCAAAUCAUACAACGAAUAAUGAUAUCAAUGCUUCAAAUACCGAAAUUCAAGCGAACGUACCACAAAACGAGCCAGCAAUAGUGCGAAACGAAUCAUAUGAACAAGCUGAAAACAGUACACAAACAUCAGCAAUAAAUAUUGCUUUUUCAAAUACUACAUCUUCAACACAAACUCCCACAAAUACUAAUGAAAGCAAUCAAACAUUGCAAACAUAUCAAAACGCAAUGUUAAUAAACAUCAAUGAAAUCAAUACUGAUUUAAACUUUAUUUGGAAGAUACACGCAACUGUCACAUCUGUAUAUCCAAAGCGAAAUUACACCAAUUCUCAUAGUGUAGGAGAAAUAUCAUGUUGGGAUUUAAAAGAUAAUUCAGGAUCAAUAACUCUAGCAGCUUUUAAUCUGAAUUCACAUAUUAUGUCUGAUUUAUUACAAAUGAAUCAGACAUAUGAAUUCAGCAAUCUGUCUGUUCGAUUAGCUUCCGAUUCUUUCAAAACAUUGGCACAUUCUUAUCAAUUAGUUUGUACUAACACCACAGUCGCAACUCAAAUAACAUCAACACCAUAUGAUGAAACACCAACAUUUAAUUUUGUUCAUCUGAUACAAAUUGCAGAUUUACCAUUAAAUUCAAUUAUAGACGUACAAGCUAAUGUCGUACGUGAUUUUGGCAUUUCAACGGGAGUGAGAAAUGCUUCAGUGUGGACUCGACGAUACCUUCAUAUAACUCAGGAUGGUAUACAGACAGGCCUAACCUUAUGGAAUGAUCAAGCACGCUUAAUUGAUCAUAAUAUGACUGGUUUACAAAUUAAAUUGAAAAAUGUAAAAAUUUCAAGCUUCGAUGGUACACAAUCACUCUUUACUUUGCCUAAUACCCAUCUAUCAACUUCAUAA